Molecule: messenger RNA, 459 nt
Organism: Pelagomonas calceolata
Lineage: Eukaryota; Pelagophyceae; Pelagomonadales; Pelagomonadaceae
Source: the annotation of a GenBank genome assembly
UAUACUACAAGCUACUUAGCGAAACCUUCCUUCUUUUCGGCUGCCAAGCGCUUGUCGCGCUUGGCCAUCAAGAAAUCGAAGUCGUCCCUCCCGAUGACGCGCUUCUCGCCCUUGAUGAGUUUGUGGAUCAGCGGGAUCGCCAUGCCGCUCACCGAGAAGGCCGCGACUAUAAUCACGACGCCGGGCGCCGUCUGCCAGGGCAUGGUUCCUCGGUCAAAUUGCGCCGCGGCGACUGCGUCUGAGCGCGGGGCGACUCGUCUGAGAUCGGUUCGUGCCGCGCGGUUUCGCGGCGACAGCGAGGUCGGUCCGACGGCACGGGCGGCUGCGGGCGGUCUCGGGCGCCGACAGCGACGUGCGGCUGGUGCAAGGGACUGUGUGGAGGCCCUGGGAAGGCGCUCCGCACGGUUUUCGCAGCAACGCUGGAUCAGGGUUAUUGCCAAAACACUCUGUCGUCGCUGA